Crotalus tigris (Tiger rattlesnake) is the source of this 5324-nucleotide messenger RNA. It is a transcript of the gene ZBTB38, whose product is annotated as zinc finger and BTB domain containing 38. The record is from RefSeq and is a predicted model, not a curated record. The coding region runs from base 1072 to 4665 and encodes 1197 amino acids. The transcript has 3 exons. Gene Ontology annotation, cellular component: nucleus. NCBI's taxonomy places the organism in Eukaryota, Metazoa, Chordata, Lepidosauria, Squamata, Viperidae. Gene Ontology annotation, biological process: regulation of transcription by RNA polymerase II. Gene Ontology annotation, molecular function: protein binding; RNA polymerase II cis-regulatory region sequence-specific DNA binding; DNA-binding transcription factor activity, RNA polymerase II-specific.
GCCUUUUCUCGUAGUGGAUAUGUGCUGCUGUGGCUGUCUCUGUCUCAUUCUAUUGCAAGCCUAAAAUGGCAGGCAGGAUUAAUGCAGCUUGCACUGCCUGCAUGAUCUCGAGACUGAAUUCAUUAUACCAUGCCUAGUAUUUCUAAAGGGAGCAUGUAAAUGCCCUGUGUGCCAUAUCAUGCCAUAGCAAGAGCUUGUUCAUCCUAAAGGAGACUGCUGUAUAAGCAAGCAUUUUCAGAAUUCAAUUUCACUUUCCAUACGGUUAGUUAAUAGCUCAUUGUUGCACUUCAAAACCAGCAUUGGGUCUUUUGUUAUUACUAUUAUUUUUAAAAGAAUUAAGCGGAAGCUGCUUCCAGUUGGUAUCACUCUUUUUCCCCUUUGCCUUGGCUGCUCUUAAAUAAUGUAUGUUAUAUUGCUAAUUAAUGGCAAUAUCAAAUUAAACCCUUCGAAACUGACGUAUUUCUUAUAAAGCCCAUGCAAUCUAUUUUUAACUCUUACUGCGUAAGAGGUGUGCAUAGGGCUUUGGUUGCUGAGUUUUUCUUUUCAGCAGAGCAAUCAUCCUGGGCUGAUGUUCAGGCAGAUGUGACAAGGGGCCUUUGCAGUCAGUGGUCAUCUUCAAGCCUUGAACCUUCAGAAAAGGAGAGGAAAGUCCUGUGCUGCAGCUUUAAAAAGAAACCACCACCUUCCACCACCACCUUGGAUGAGAAGAUCUCUCCGCAUUCCACAUCUCUCCUUCCCAUUGAUAAAUUCAGCUAUCUUGGUCACAGUCUAUUCAAGCAAGGUUUUUUUGAAAACAGCUUCUUUUUUCCUUUGGGUUUUUUUUUAAAUAGUCAAGCUUUCACAGUCUCUCCAUUGCUUUAAACAAGAAUGGCUGAGUGUACUGCCAUGCUCAGACUUAAUUAAACCAUAUAAACAGUCUAAUGUAGUCUCCUUUGAACUGAGCUCCAUCUUGUGGUCACACAUACAAGACCAAGAUACGGGUAAUGCAAGUAUGAGAGACAAUAAGGAAGUAGGGGCACAACAAGAAAAAAAAAUCCCAUUUAGAGAUUCAUUCAAUACAUUCUGUUUCAGAUGAUCAUCAUGUCCCACUUAAAGGAUCUCAAAGAUGACUUUCACAGUGACACAGUCCUUUCCAUAUUAAAUGAACAACGCAUUCGGGGCAUUUUAUGUGAUGUCACCAUAAUUGUAGAAGACACCAAAUUCAAAGCCCAUAGUAAUGUCCUGGCUGCUUCAAGCCUUUAUUUCAAAAAUAUAUUUUGGAGUCAUACAAUCUGCGUUUCUGGACAUGUGUUGGAACUAGAUGGCCUGAAGGCUGAAGUGUUCACAGAGAUACUUAAUUACAUCUAUAGUUCUACAGUAAUUGUUAAAAAACAAGAGUCUCUUGUGGAUCUUGCCGCUGCUGGCAAAAAAUUGGGAAUAACUUUUUUAGAAGAUCUUACAGAAAAGAGCCUUUCCAGUUCCCCUUGUCUGUAUUCAUUUUGCAAUACUGAAAAAAAUGAUGUAAAAGAAGAAAAAAGACAGGAAGACUCAGCCAUUACAAAUGGACCAAGAAUCACGAAUGCAUACUCAAUUUUUGAAACUGAAAGUAGUAUUAAUUUGUUUUCUCCUCUUGACCUGAGGGCAAGUUUUAAAAAAAUGCCUGAAACAAAUAAAGCGUCCAAUAGUGAUCUGGACAGGACUGAUGCAUGCAAAGAAGUUGAAAGAGCCAGCACAUUAGCUGAACAUUCCUAUGCUGUUACAACAGGUUGCAAUGCUUUACAACAAAAUUCCUUUUAUUAUGAAAACACGCCACUUUAUAAAACAGGUGAAGAUUGUUCUGAAGCUGCAGAGUUAGUGCCUCCAGUUAAAUCAGUAACACGCUCAUAUAAUGCACCAAAGGCUAUAUUUAACUCCCAGAUUACAGAUGCUCCUACUGUAAAGAUAUCAGCCCACAAGGGAAGCGGUUCAGAGACUCCCGAUAAAGUCAUAAAUGACCACAACCAUUCUUUUCAAAAAUGCCAGGCAAACAAAGCCAAUAUUUUAUCUUCUAAGGAAAAUGAAAAUAAAUCAGAUAACUUUUCUGGAUCAAUAGCUAUGGACAUUCCACAGCCUUACAAGUGCAAUUGUUGUACUAAAUCAUUUAAUGAUAAAACUCAGUUAAGCACUCAUCUUAAACUUCAUUCACAAUCUCAAGAGACUUUAGUUUGCAAAUAUUGUAGCAAACAGUUUGAAAAUAUUGCUGGACUAGAGACUCAUGAACAAGAAUGUAGGGGUCUGAAUAAUUCGUAUGUUGAAAAUGAAAAUGAGCAGAAUAGUCUGGAUAAUUUUGCUCCUUCAAAUGAAAAAACUGGUACCUCGUAUGUAAGCCCAGAGCUCACAGAAACUGAGAAUGAGAUUACUGAUUAUCCUGCUACAAAUGGUACAAUGCCAGAAACAGACCAUUUUGUUAAAGUUGUUGGUGGACAGAUACUUUAUACUUGCAGUGUUUGUAAACGUACCUAUGUUACCUUGUCUAGCCUCCGAAGACAUUCAAAUGUUCAUUCUUGGAGAAGAACCUAUCCAUGCCAUUAUUGCAACAAAGUCUUUGCGUUAGCAGAGUACCGUACCAGACACGAAAUCUGGCACACGGGUGAAAGGCGAUACCAAUGUAUCUUCUGUCUUGAGACUUUUAUGACAUACUAUAUACUCAAAAACCAUCAGAAAUCUUUUCAUGCAAUUGAUCACCGACUUGGUGUAAACAAGAAAACAGCUAAUGGUGGCUUAAAACCAAAUGUAUAUCCUUACAAGCUUUACAGGCUUUUGCCUAUGAAAUGUAAAAGGGCACCAUAUAAAAGUUACGGAAACUCAUCAUAUGAAAGUGUACAAGUUAAUGAAGUUCCAUCUAGCACCUGUAUUAUUCAGAAUACUGUCACUUCUGAACUGUCAUCCUUGAAUUUUGAACACAAUAUGUUGCCAGCUUCCAGUAUUUCUUUGGAUAGUUCUUCAUAUGGUGAUGCUACAGCAACAUCUGAAAAUCCUCCAAAUGUUUCUUCCUGGAAAAUUUCAUCAAGGACAGAUCUUAACAAUAAUGCUCCCACUAACAGAAGGACAUUAUCUUCUGUUGAGAAUUCUGGUCCUCAGGAAUAUGAUUCCUCUUGUCAAGCAAUUAGUAAUAGCAAUUCCCAUGAGAAUUCAACCUCUGUUAUUAGCUAUAACAAUCCAGCAUCUUCUGUUAUAGUGCAUAGUGGAAGAGUUUCCUCAGUGAUAAUGCACAGUAAUGCUGUCAAUGCAGUAGGAAGAAGUGAUAAGGGAACUUCAGAUAUUACAAUCAAUCAAGUAGUGAGCAAUGAUCUUAUACAUGAGUCAGACAGUGGCAAUAAUAGAACAAGAAGCAAUAAAGAAAAGAAAAAGUUGCCCCUAUAUGACAGAGAAGCAACUUCAAAGGAGGUAAAAUAUACAACAAAUACAGGGAUACCUUCUAACACACCUACACACAUCUUUGAAACUUCAAGUAAGACUGAAACUUAUAUCGCAAAACCUGCACUGCCAGGAACAUCUGCUGACAGCAAUGUUGCUCCACUUUGCCAAAUAACAGUUAAAAUUGGAAAUGAAGCUAUUGUGAAAAGACAUAUUUUGGGGUCCAAACUGUUUUACAAAAAAGGCAGAAAAUCUAAAUAUGAAUCCAAAGGUGAUCAGACAGUUCAGGUUGCAGAACGGGAAAAGAGAGAGAGAAUCAUGUCUAGAGUUUGUCAGGCAGACAUUGAAAGUGAAAUGGGCGAUGAUAUCAGCGACCAUGACUCUAAUGAUAAACCUUGGCGGCCAUAUUACAAUUACAAACCAAAAAAGAAAUCUAAACAACUAAGAAAAAUGAGAAAAGCAAAAUGGAGAGAGAAAUACAGGAGCAGAAAUUCCUGUCAGGAAAGUGAGAAGGCCUAUGUCACCACUUACGCUCUUAGGAAUAUUCCUGAAGAGAAGGUCUGUAAUCAAGAAGGAGAAGAGAAAAUGCCAGAUCUUUAUUGUAAGCUCUGUGAAAGGGAGAAUACUUCUACAGAAGUAUCCCAUGACCACUCACACUGGGAGACCACAGAGUCUGAGUCUUUCACUUGUGAUUUAUGCCAAAAGCAUUUCCAGAGCAAUUCUACCCUAAGGAUGCAUAAACGGUGUCAUAUGGGGGAGAAACCCUACCUUUGCAAAACCUGCGGGAAACGUUUUUCAAUCUCUAGCAAUUUACAGAAGCAUGAACGCACCCAUUCUGCCAUCAAAGAUUUCAUCUGUCAACACUGUAACAAAGCAUUCACUCUCAAUGAAACACUCAAAAUACACGAAAAAAUCCAUACAGGAGAAAAGCGCUACCACUGUCAGUUUUGUUUUCAGGGCUUCUUAUAUCUUUCCACCAAAAGGAAUCAUGAGCAAAGGCAUAAGCGUGAGCACACUGGAAAGGGCUACGCAUGUUUUCAGUGCCCCAAGGUUUGUAAGACGGCAGCUGCUCUUGGGAUGCACCAGAAGAAGCAUUUGUUUAAACCACCCAAGCAAGAGGACAGAAAAGACUGUUUGUUUAAUGAAAGCUCUAAAUCUUAUAAAAGUCAACAUUUAUUUGAUUCAGAGCAACAGGAAACAGCUAAACCUCUGCUAACUAAAUGCCUAACUGAUGCAGAAAGUUUCAAAGCCAGUAAUAUUCAGAAUACUGUAUUGGAUGCUGGACUCUGAGUAAGAAAAGGAUAAGGCAACAAAGAUUAAAAUAGAAAGAUGAAAGGCCAUAGAUGCAAGUAAUUAAUGCAAAAAAAAAUUCCAAAUUUAUGGAAGUUCUUAAAACUUGAGAUAUAUAUUUUUCACAAAAAUAUAUUGCAUACUUUACAUUUUAAAUGUGCCAUAAAAAGCAAAUUUUGGAAACUAUACUGAAGUUAAUGAAGCCUAAAAAAGUAUAAGGAGAUAUUAAUAUCCCUCAGAAGAAAGUUUAUGUAAAAAAGAAUAUGCUUAACUGAAAUGUUUAAAAGGAUAUUAUAAUUUACUAUUGUACUGGAAAUAUGCCUAACUUGUUAAGGAUAUGAAUCAUUUUGGGCAAUUAAAAAAUGAAUAAAAUCCAUUCAGAAUAUAUAGUAAAGUUAAAGUGUUUUCUGCUAGAAGAAAUUACAUCUUUCUUCCAUAAUUGGUUCAAACACUGUUUUAAAAUUUUAAUUUAGCCCUAGUUCAAUGUGUACACAAUAAGCAUCUGGUUAAGAUUCUAGCAUUUCUUAUUUGAGUAGUCCACUCAGCCAUUCUGAAGUGUGAAUAUGUUGUUACCGAACAAUUUUGUAAGAGGUUAUGAUUGGUUCAUCAUACAAUCAGCCAGAUAUAUUAUAAUAAAUAUUUAUAUUCUUAACAUGUAC